Molecule: messenger RNA, 5437 nt
Organism: Manduca sexta (tobacco hornworm)
Lineage: Eukaryota; Metazoa; Arthropoda; Insecta; Lepidoptera; Sphingidae
Gene: Gyc88E
Product: soluble guanylate cyclase 88E
Exons: 17
Coding region: 273-3095 (940 amino acids)
Biological process (GO): cGMP biosynthetic process; nitric oxide-cGMP-mediated signaling; response to oxygen levels
Cellular component (GO): guanylate cyclase complex, soluble
Molecular function (GO): heme binding; oxygen sensor activity; guanylate cyclase activity
Source: RefSeq, a predicted model, not a curated record
UCCGCGGCGGUCUACUCUCGCUUUUCAAACGAUGAUUUGUCAAUUUUCAAUUCGUAAAUCGAACGUGCGCGUUCCGCGUCUAUAACUUUGAAUCUGAGAGAAAGAAUUAAAAAGUGUUUGACAUAAAAAAAUAAAUAUAAUUUUUUUAUUAAAGUUGUUUUUUUUCAUUGUUAUUUUUAUGAGUGGCCAGUGAAUGUGAUAUUUAAUUGGACUGUUUUCCUUGAAGUAUCAAAGGAGUUUCUUUAGCCGAGCCAAAGACAACAUUUGGCACGAUGUACGGCCUACUCCUGGAGAACAUGGCUGAGUACAUCCGCCAGACGUAUGGAGAAGAACGAUGGGAGGAUAUCAGGCGGCAGGCCGGUGUAGAACAACCGUCUUUCUCCGUACAUCAGGUGUACCCGGAAAACCUCAUCACGCGACUUGCGAAGAAGGCGCAAGAGGUACUUGGCAUAACAGAGCGCGAGUUCAUGGACCAGAUGGGGGUUUAUUUCGUCGGAUUCGUGUCACAAUAUGGAUACGACAGAGUGCUAUCAGUGUUGGGACGACACAUGAGAGAUUUUCUCAACGGACUCGACAAUUUACAUGAAUAUUUAAAAUUCAGUUACCCAAGAAUGAGAGCGCCCAGUUUUAUCUGCGAAAACGAGACUAGACAAGGUCUGACGCUGCAUUAUAGGUCGAAGCGCAGAGGUUUCGUUUAUUAUGCAAUGGGACAAAUAAGAGAGGUAGCCCGCCAUUUUUACCACAAAGAAAUGCGAAUAGAGUUACUAAGGGAGGAAUUGUUAUUUGACACAGUCCACGUGACAUUUCAAUUGACAUUUGACAAUCGUGCUUUCACGUUGGCAUCACUGGCUAUGACGCGGGAAGAGAAACAUCUGCCAAUCAGCGCGUCGGUUUUGUUUGAAAUAUUUCCUUUUUGUAUUGUCUUUGGGUCAGACAUGGUGGUGCGGAGUAUUGGAAAUUCAUUGAUGGUUAUUUUGCCCGAUUUAGUCGGAAAGAAAAUAACGAACUGGUUUGACCUCGUGCGACCUCUUAUCGCUUUUAAAUUCCAAACUAUCCUGAACCGUACAAACAAUAUCUUUGAACUGGUAACAGUUGAAGCGGUAAUGCACGAGAAAGCUCCGGACAAGAGGAACGAACUUCUGAGAUUGUCGGACGAGACUGAUGGCACUACAGAAAAAAACCUCAGAUUAAAAGGACAAAUGAUCUAUAUGGACAACUGGCGAAUGAUGAUGUAUCUCGGCACGCCCGUGAUGCCUGACUUGUCGGCUCUCGUCUCCACCGGACUCUAUAUCAACGACCUGUCCAUGCAUGACUUUAGUCGUGACCUGAUGCUUGCGGGAACACAACAAUCAGUGGAAUUGAAAUUAGCGUUAGAUCAAGAGCAGCAAAAGAGCAAAAAGCUAGAAGAGUCAAUGAGGAAGUUAGACGAGGAGAUGAAAAGAACUGACGAGUUGUUGUACCAGAUGAUACCCAAACAAGUUGCGGACCGGCUACGGAACGGAGAGAACCCCAUCGACACUUGUGAGAUGUUCGACAGCGUAUCGAUCCUGUUCUCCGACGUGGUCACCUUCACCGAGAUCUGCUCGCGCAUCACGCCCAUGGAAGUGGUCUCUAUGCUCAAUGCCAUGUACUCUAUCUUCGACACACUUACCGAGAGGAACAGAGUGUAUAAGGUGGAGACAAUAGGUGACGCGUACAUGGUGGUAUCAGGGGCUCCUGAGAAGGAAGAUAAUCACGCUGAGAAGGUGUGCGACAUGGCUCUUGACAUGGUCGACGCCAUCACAGAUCUUAAGGAUCCUAGUACAGGUUCUCACCUAUCUAUCAGAGUGGGAGUCCACUCAGGGGCAGUUGUGGCAGGUAUCGUGGGUCUCAAGAUGCCGCGGUAUUGUCUAUUCGGAGACUCCGUGAACACGGCUUCUCGUAUGGAAUCCACUUCAGAAGCCAUGCGGAUACAUAUCUCACAAACUACACAAGAACUCCUGUCUCCUUCUUACAUGGUCACUGAGAGGGGAGAGAUUCAGGUUAAAGGAAAAGGCGCAAUGAAAACCUACUGGCUAGAAGGCAGGGAAUCAAGACCCUCGCUCACCAAAAUGAUAUCACCGCAACUGCAGCCAGGCACAGAGUUAGAAUGGGAGCGAGCGGCCGACGUGCGAGACAGUAUCGCGGAACACUCAGCACAACAGCUGAACAACAAGGAGAUUAUGAACCAACAUCUUCCGAACUCAGUGAAUUCACCACCCACAUCGCUGGUCAACAGCUCGGGGAACUUGAUGGCUCUGCAGGUGCAGUCAACAACCGUCAGGAACUCUCAGAUGGCUGUCACUUCACCACUCGAGGAGAGACGGAUGUACUCACCGGUAACAUUUCAAGAUGUCGCUCGGAGGAGUAUAGCCAACUCUCCUAAUAGAGCUGAAAGGGAAAGAGAGUCAAGAUCAAACUCGACCAGCGUGGCGGCGGUGUGGACCGACGCUGAAUCCAUAGACCCACCAAGAACUGCUGACAGCCUUAAUUCUUCUGUAUGUUACAGUUCGACCUCACCUUGCAGAGUUGGAACAGCGCCCGCGCCCAAAGACCGUAACAACGAUAGCUUUUUGGAAACGUUGGCGACUGCCUGCAGCUGCGGUUGGCCGCCUUCGGAAUCAUGCGUUGACUUAUUGAUUGGUUGUGAGCAGUGCACGCGAAUGUCUCCCACGCAUUCGGCGCCAGCCGCGGUGGCCGACACCUAUGCCGCACUCAGGCCUGACACGGCGUCCACGGGGCCUAGGCACAGUGGCGACGAAAUAGAAACGGACACGGAAUACCAGGACGCCAACAUGGAAAUGAACCAGGCUCACACGUGCGAAAACUCCGACAACCAUCCCAAACAAGGAAAAGUUGGAAGGUUUCGGGCGCGCAUAGCUCCUGGCUACCAUAAAAACUGCAACCACAAACAAAUGAGCAAAGACUCGAUAAAGGAUAAACAGAUACCGGGGGGCAACGUGCAACCACACGGACACCACCACACGAAAAAUAUUAACCAUCAUCAAUGCUGUGGGGCAUUUGGCAACCCCCACGUUAGACAUAAAACGAGUAAUUCUAGUUGUCGUCUAAUUUAAGAGUAAUUAGAUUAUGAAUUUAAUAUUCGAAAUUUAACUUUGUAGUUUGUGAUUAUUGUCAGGCUUUAAGUUACAAUGAGCUGUGAUAGCCCAUUUCAUUGAACCGUUUAUUUACCGAAGGGUUUCUGGUAAUUACUCAAAAUAUUGUAUCAUAAUAUUUUGAGAUAAUUAACUGCCACUUUUGGUAUUUAUUUUUAUUUGUUGCUCCGCUGUCAUGUGCAUAAGUUUCCAUUAGUGAUGACUGAGCUAUUGAAUAGUUCUAUAUUUUUCCCAUAACAGAAAUUAGUGAUGUUAUACAAUAGGUACAAAAUAUUAAAUGGAUGCUUAAGCAUAAUAGGAAUGAGAUAUAAACUAGAUGAUGACAAUAUGGAGAUUACUGAAGGUUACAUGCGGGUUAAUAAAAUCAAACUCAGAUAGUUCCAGAAACUCGCAAUGUAUUAAUAAAACAAAGGAUUAUUUGAGUUUGUUUUAGAAACAAAUAGAAAAUACCUCUAGUCCACGUUGUUGUGUUUAUAAUUCAAAUUAUUUAAAUUAUAACUAAAUAUGUUUAGCGUUUAUUUAGGAAAUAGUUAGCAUAUUUUUCAUAAAAUAAGGUAUUUAUAAGCUAGUUUUUUAGAUCUCAGAAGUACACGACAUCCCAAAAAUAAUUCCAAAGAUUAUUGUUACGAGAACUACAUGGUGUCCCGAAAGAGUGUUGUCACAUAGGUACUCUUAUAUACAGAAUUCAUAUACAAAACUAACAAUAUUGUUCUUCUAACAUGAAGUACAUAUUAGGUAUAAUACUACAUUAACAUCGCUUAAAAAAAAUUAAUUUCUUACAAAAAUAUGUUUUAGAUGUAAAUAUAAGCUGCAUUCUAUCUAGUAAAGUAUCAUUUUGACAUCCAGCCAAUUGCUAAUACUACAAACAAGGCCAUGAAAUUAAAUUUACAUCUUUUGGGACGCCAUGUGUAUUAAAUCUUUAAAUGAGCUUUACAAGAUGACAAUAGACAUAUUUUAAUCAUAAAAAUAAUAUCACCUUUGAACACUGUUUGACAGUGUUAUUAUAUAGUAAAAAUGUAUACAAACAUCACUUUAGGAAAUAUUUUGAUUGAUAAGAUAUUUUUUUGUAUUAAAAAUCAAAGACCAUAAUAUUUUAAUGUCUAAAUGAUAGGUCGUUACAUAGUAGCGUUGUAUUAUAUUCUUGUUGUGGAAUAAGUUGUGUUAGACACAAUGUUGCUAUAAAUCGGCUUAAAAUAACCCUUAAAUGCUGUUAAUUAUAUGUAUUUCAACAGAACUUGAUGAAGAAUUACAUUGUAGUCUAGCGAUAACGAUUCGAUUAUUUUAUUAAAUACGUUUGAUAUUUUGUAUUUUGAAUAGCAUAAUCCAAGAAAAUAUUAGAUAUAGCUCAUCAAAAAUGUGUUUAAAAUUAUUAUCAAAAAUAUUUUGGGCACAAAAAUGCUCAAAAGAAAAAAAUUAUGAAAUGUCCGAAAAUGAAUCUGUUUUUCUUCUUCAACGUAAACUUCGAUAGUUUUUGUUGCACUUAAGGGUUAAAACUUGUAUCUAUAUCUAUAGUUUAAGUAUUCAAUUUUCCAUCAUUUAUAAAUAAAAAUUGAUAUAAAUAUUAUUACGUAGUUGAGUGUUGUGAGUCAAUUAAGAAAUUUUAUCUAGUCGUUUUGAGAUUAAAUGUUGUACUUACCAUUGUUUUCACUGUACUUACACAAUGAUGUUAGUCUUUUACUACAUCAAAUACAGCGAAUGCUUAUUCUUUGAAGUAUUAUAUUUAAACUAUGAUGUAUAGUUUUUAUUAAAAGUUAGAGAAAUUUAAUUUAUUUUUGGUCGUACACCUCGCAUUAUUCAUCAUAGGAGUAAGGAGAUUGUGGGGACGUCACAUGAAUUAAAAUAAACUUGAAGAAUAAUUGAGAAAUACCGGAAUAUAUGCAAUAUUUUUAUGAGAUCGGUUAUAUUCCAACUAAAGAAUAAAGAACAGUCUAGGAUUUAUAAUUUUCAGGCAAAAAAUAAGCCUUGGUCAAAAUGUUGAACUUUACAAUAGGUAAACUAUUUUUGCAAAAUAAAUAGUUUAAUCGAAUCGUAGCCCAUAUAGUCCGGUAUUUUUCAAUCUUUUAUUAGAAGUAACUACCCCUGGUUUUUAGUUAAUGUGAAAUUCUUAAGAGCUCGUUAUUGCGGACUUGUAUAUCUAAAUUAUAUAUACAAUAUACUUACACUUCACGAAAGCUUAGUUAGGUGUAAAUUAAGAAAUAAAUUAUGGCGAAUUCUUUCUAAUAAUGUAUAAACGUUGUUACUUAUGUGACGCAGAUUUCUCAAUGAUUUUCAUUGCCAAACUUGUGAAUGUCACAUUUGUGGAA